Oldenlandia corymbosa var. corymbosa is the source of this 3980-nucleotide messenger RNA. The record is from the annotation of a GenBank genome assembly. Lineage: Eukaryota; Viridiplantae; Streptophyta; Magnoliopsida; Gentianales; Rubiaceae.
UGAGAAGAGAGGGUUUUGGACCUGGUACACUAAUUUAGUACGUGGAGAAAUGUCCCACAAUUAUUGAGUUCCUAAACGUCCAAUAAAGAAUGCCCGCUCUAAGUAUGGAAAGUCCGAAUCAGAUCCGAGCUGGAUAACUUUUCCUUUUCGAUUUCUCCUCCUUUUUUUUUCCCCCAGUUCCUCUCCUCCCUCUCUAUUAAUAUUUUUAAACUAAUCAACUUCAUCCACUUCUGAGUUUCUGAUCCAUCAUUUCCCCAAAAACUGCUGGGAUCUUUAAUCACCAUCAUCAUCAUCAUCUUCAUACAAAUUAGCCAUCUGGGUUUCAUUAAUUUCUUCAUAUAAACAGCUUUCAUUUAGGAAACUCUGGUGUGGGGGGAAGUUGAUCAUCAAGAAAGAUUAGUUCUUUCUUUUGCUGUAUGUCAAAGAUAUUCAGUCAUAAUAACACUCAUUGUUGUUGUUGUCUUUAUACGAUCAAAGAGGAGUAUUUCGACCGGGGAUUUAGCGAGGUAGACAACCCAUUACAAUGGCCUCAACUUCGGAAAAAGCGACGCCCCUUUUCCCGGAAGCUUCCAUCUCUGCUUCCGCCACCGCUGCUGCCGGCGGCGCCGAGGUUUGGACCACAGCUGACAAUAAUGACCCCAUGGCCCCUCAAUUAAAAAAAGAUGGUCCUUUGAUGAAACCCAUUGUUGAUGAUUCCAUUACCAACUCAUCUGCCACAACACAUCCUAGUUCUACUCCCAAAGGUAUGUAUGCACAUGAUUAAUUGUAUCAUGUAGAGUAUGAAGAAGGUUGAGUUAAUUUUUGUUUUUUUUUUUAAUAAAAAAAAGGUGGAAUCAAUUGAUAAAGACUGCUGCUUUUUUUUACUUAGCGCUGUAAAAACAUUGACACAUUGACUGUACCUUUUUGCUCCGUUUUGUUUUCUUUGGGUAGUGCCGUAGUGGUUAGUGACUUGGUGGUUCUGAAUUGGUUUAAUCUUUAAAUUUUAUGGAAAAAAAGAAGACAUUCAGACAAAUCGGGGAAAAGAUAGGGCAAUGUCUGGAUUCUGAUUAUUAUGAAUUUAUCUGUAUUCUGAUUAUUUUAGUUUGGGUUAUUUUUCUUUCUUUUCUUUUGGAGGUCUUUGACUUUAACCUUUAAGACGGGUUUUCUUGCUAGUAUAAUCUUAGAUCAAGUCUGAAAAAUCUUAUUAUGUGGAUUAUCGCAAUAACACGAGAAACCCAAGUUCAAUUGGUUCAGCUAGGAUUUAGGAACUGUGCAUUUUCCCAUCUCCAUACUUUAGAAUUCCUUUUCCUGAUGAAAGAAUUUAUGUAUCAGUGACGACAUUGUCCGUCCAAUAAUUUGAUCCUCAGAAAGAUUCAUGUUCCAAUUUGCUCUGCUAAAAUAAGAGUUGAUCUUUUUAGGCCCUGGGGGCACCCUUCCAAGUAUGUUGAGGGUUCAAACUCGCCAUCCCUUGGACCCCCUGACUGCUGCUGAAAUCUCAGUAGCUGUGGCAACUGUCAGGGCUGCCGGAUCAACUCCUGAGGUUAUUCAAAUUUCGUCACUCUUUUUGUCCCUUUUCCAAAUUUCUCUGUUCUGUGAUGCUAGUUUUCCGUGUUAAUUAUGUAGGUGAGAGAUAGCAUGCGAUUCAUAGAGGUGGGCUUAGUGGAGCCACCCAAAAAUGUGGUGGCUUUAGCAGAUGCAUAUUUUUUCCCUCCUUUCCAACCAUCAUUGCUGCUUAGAACCAAAGGUGGGCCUGCAAUUCCUAGUAAACUUCCUCCGAGGCAAGCUAGACUUAUCGUGUAUAACAAGAAAUCAAAUGAGACCAGCAUCUGGAUUGUGGAGCUAUCAGAAGUUCAUGCGGUUACUCGAGGCGGGCAUCACAGAGGCAAAGUAAUUUCAUCCAAUGUAGUGCCCAAUGUUCAGCCUCCAAUGGAUGCUGUUGAAUAUGCUGAAUGUGAAGCUGUUGUGAAGGAGUAUCCUCCUUUUAGGGAAGCAAUGAAGAAGAGGGGUAUUGAGGAUUUGGAUCUUGUAAUGGUUGAUCCCUGGUGUGUUGGUUACCAUAGUGAAGCUGAUGCACCUAAUCGUAGGCUUGCUAAACCACUCAUCUUCUGCCGAACUGAAAGUGACUGUCCAAUGGAAAAUGGUUAUGCCCGUCCAGUGGAAGGUAUCCAUGUAUUAGUUGAUAUUCAGAAUAUGGUGGUGCUUGAGUUUGAAGAUCGUAAAUUAGUGCCCCUUCCACCACCCGAUCCUUUGAGAAAUUACACAGCUGGUGAAACAAGGGGAGGCGUUGACAGAAGUGAUGUGAAACCUUUACAAAUUGUUCAACCUGAUGGUCCAAGUUUUCGGGUUGAUGGUCACUUUGUUCAGUGGCAAAAGUGGAACUUCCGCAUUGGUUUCACCCCUAGGGAAGGUUUGGUUAUAUAUUCAGUAGCAUAUGUUGAUGGUAGCCGAGGCCGUAGACCAGUAGCCCACAGAUUAAGCUUUGUUGAGAUGGUGGUCCCCUAUGGAGAUCCAAAUGAUCCACACUACAGAAAAAAUGCUUUUGAUGCUGGAGAAGAUGGGCUUGGAAAAAAUGCACAUUCUCUGAAAAAGGGAUGUGAUUGUUUAGGCUUCAUAAAGUACUUCGAUGCACACUUUACAAAUUUCACAGGAGGUGUGGAGACAAUUGAAAACUGUGUUUGCUUGCAUGAAGAGGACCACGGAAUCUUAUGGAAACAUCAAGAUUGGAGAACCGGUUUAGCUGAAGUUAGGCGGUCACGACGAUUAACAGUUUCUUUCAUAUGUACAGUUGCGAACUAUGAGUAUGGAUUUUUCUGGCAUUUUUAUCAGGAUGGAAAAAUUGAAGCUGAGGUUAAGCUAACAGGUAUUCUCAGCCUGGGUGCUCUUCAACCUGGAGAAGUUCGAAAGUUUGGGACAACUAUUGCACCAGGACUAUAUGCACCGGUGCAUCAACACUUCUUUGUGGCACGGAUGGAUAUGGCGGUUGAUUGCAAGCCUGGGGAAGCUUAUAACCAGGUUGUUGAAGUAAAUGUUAAGGUUGAAGAACCAGGAAAACAUAAUCCUCACAAUAAUGCAUUCUAUGCCGAAGAGAAACUGCUCAAAACUGAAUUGGAAGCAAUGCGUGAUUGCAAUCCUUCCGCUGCCAGGCAUUGGAUUAUCAGGAACACAAGAACUGUGAACCGUACUGGCCAAUUAACAGGUUACAAGUUAAUGCCUGGUUCAAACUGUUUGCCGCUUGCUCGUGCUGAGGCGAAAUUCCUGCGAAGAGCUGCUUUCCUGAAGCACAAUCUUUGGGUGACACCAUAUUCACCAGACGAGAAGUUUCCAGGAGGAGAGUUUCCAAACCAAAAUCCUCGAGUUGGAGAAGGGUUAGCGACAUGGGUGAAGCAGAAUCGGCCACUAGAAGAGACAGAUAUAGUUCUUUGGUUAGCAUUGUCCAUGCUGCAUUUUUCAUCUGCCAUUUCAAUGCAGUGUCAUGUUAUACUCUGAAUUAUUAUCUAAAGUUUCCUUUCGAAAUUCGCAGGUAUAUAUUUGGAAUUACACACGUACCACGCCUAGAAGACUGGCCAGUGAUGCCAGUGGAGCACAUUGGUUUUACCCUCAUGCCUCAUGGAUUUUUCAAUUGCUCCCCUGCUGUGGACGUGCCUCCAAGCUCAGGUGAGUUUGAUGUGAAGGAGAAUGGGAUAAUGGCCAAACCCUGCCACAAUGGAGGAGUAAUGUCAAAGCUUUAAGAACUAUUACUAUUCAUUUUGGGAAUUGGUCCCUCCAUAUGGCUCAGCAAUUAACAUCCAGUUUAUAUGUUCCUAAAUCCUAAUAGACUCAGAACUAUCUAUAUUUGGGUAGGCACUCUACGUGUUACUUCUAUGAAUGACCAAAAAAUCCUUCAAUCGCAUAUAUAUUGCAGCUUGCGCGAUUCAAACUUGUGGUCUCUUAUUGAGAUUUUCGAACAUCUAAUGACAGAGCCAAAGGUUCGUUUCUAUAUGUGAAUACUUCAACGUUGAUUC